AUGGGCGCUCCACUCCGGCGACGAUGGCGAGCCCGUGGAGGUGGUGCUCCCUGUGUGGAGUCCUUGUACAGGAAUCCACGCGGACUGCCGUUCUGUCGUCUCCAGGGGGCGACAAUGCUGGCGGCGCGCUUCGUCAAGGGUGCGGAGAUGGCUGCGGGUGAUGCGGACUGCAGGAGUGUGGAUCGAGCUCGAGCUUCCCUCGGCGCGAGUCGACAGCGAGUUUUGAUUCAAGAUCGGAGGAGCCUGGGGCGCGUCCCCAGCCGACGCUUCUUCAACGACGGAAUCGUCCCGGCCUCAGUGUUGGGCAACUACUGCAGCUCGAUAAAGCUUCUAUGCGAUGGAGUUCCUCCAGAUCUGGGCGGCGGCGGGUGCUCCUGA
Messenger RNA from Miscanthus lutarioriparius, 378 nucleotides. The record is from the annotation of a GenBank genome assembly. Lineage: Eukaryota; Viridiplantae; Streptophyta; Magnoliopsida; Poales; Poaceae.